Solea solea (common sole) is the source of this 2244-nucleotide messenger RNA. RefSeq names its product drebrin-like protein. Lineage: Eukaryota; Metazoa; Chordata; Actinopteri; Pleuronectiformes; Soleidae. The transcript is spliced from 4 exons. The coding region runs from base 208 to 1029 and encodes 273 amino acids. The record is from RefSeq and is a predicted model, not a curated record.
GAAGAGAAGAACUCCUAACAAGAAGCUUCUUCGAUUCUCAGAACGAGAAUAUAAAAAUACCAAAAAUAACUGAGUCAACGGAGAAAAGAGGGAAGUGGUGAACAGUCGUCUUUCCGACACUCAGUGAAGCUCACAGCAGAUGUGUGCUUGUGUGUGUGAGGAGUGUGAUAUUUUUCUUUUCUCUUCAAUCCUCGAGAAACAGCGUCCAUGGGUCUGUUACGUCGGUACAUGUGGCUGUGGGUGAUGAUUGUGGUGCUUUUUGGGAGCUUCAUCAUCAUCAUCUUCUUCCUCCUCAUCAACAGGUGCAUCUCCAGAUCAGGAAAACACAGAAUCUCACAUCUUCAGAGACGAACGGUCGUCAACAAACAUAGCAACGCGUACCAGGAGACAAACCAGCAAAGCGUCACUCCUCCUCUGCCUCCUCGGACACAGUUUCUCAUGGCUGAGGCACAAAGCUAUGAGAACCUGGCUGACACACCUGUAGACGGAAAUAAUAAGAAGAUUAACAACAAUAAACAGCUUGUUGAUGACUACGAGCAGGCUCUGAAUGACUACGAGCAGCCGCAGGAGGAAUAUGUGCAGCCUAAGGAUGACUACGAGCAGCCGCAGGAGGAAUAUGUGCAGCCUAAGGAUGACUACGAGCAGCCUGAGGAGGAAUAUGUGCAGCCUAAGGAUGACUACGAGCAGCCUGAGGAGGAAUAUGUGCAGCCUAAGGAUGACUACGAGCAGCCUGAGGAGGAAUAUGUGCAGCCUAAGGAUGACUACGAGCAGCCUGAGGAGGAAUAUGUGCAGCCUCAGGAUGACUACGAGCAGCCUGAGGAGGAAUAUGUGCAGCCUCAGGAUGACUACGAGCAACCACAGGAGGAAUACCUUCAGCCUCUGGACGUAGACUUGCAGUCUCAGGAGAUCCUCUCUCCUCCGUUCAAUAACCCAGAUCCAUCAAUGGACAACGUUUCCAUGGAGGAUUACGACGACAUCGGAGGUGAAGACGAAAACCAGGGUGAAGAGGACUACGACGAUGUGGGUUAAACAACCCACGAGAGACUGAGAGUUUGACCCGAGUGACCCUUUCUCAUCCAGAUCCUACAAGAGCAGAGAGACGAAGACAACUUCACCUUUGUUUUCAUGAACAAGGUGAAAUGAAUGGGGAGAAAAGUAUAAAGAGCUGCUCUGAAAUCUGCUGAAUAGAAAGCACUAAAAUCACAUGAAAUCACGUGAAAUGCCAGCUAUUGAAUAUAAGCAUACAUUUGUUUUUAUAAAGGUGGCUAUUGAGUGAGCAUUCAGGUUGUUCUUGAGUAAAAUAAACCUUAUUUUUGCAUGAUGAAUGCCCACUGACAGUUGUAGAAUUCAAUGGACUCUGAUGGACACCUUUUCUACUGGAGAAAUUGCCUCUAAAUGAGCAAAGACUGCUGAGAGAAGCUCCUGUGGCUCCAGGGUCAAGAAAUGUUUGAAAGUUGCAAAGUCUUAUCAAACUUCAUUCCCGGGUUUUAGUGGAUUUUUGUUGGCUAUGACUUGCAUAAAAAUAUUAAUUGGCAUUAUUAUUAUCAUCACAUCAUGCCAUGCAAAUUCCAGUGUGAUUUCAGGCACAGAAUCUUCCUGCCAGUAACAUAUCCAUUAGCCAUGACUAUUUUUGGCAAGCCUACAACUUGGAACAGUGCCAAAUCUUUUUGUCUUUUUUUUUUGCCUUACUUAAUUUUAUUACCACUUUAUUACCAGUUUGGGCAAACUGUACAGUUACAGAUUGCCUCCUUCCUAAAGUUAUCAAAACAAAGUGAAUCACAAAAACAACAAAAUUGAGAUCAAUAGUAAUGAUACAGUGGUUUUCUUAUUUUGUAUUUUUUAUAUAAAAUGGUAUAAAACAUAUUUAGUGCAGUCCCAAGUUGUAAAAGCUAAUAUUUGCUAUCAACACUGAUGGCUAAUGGCUAUGCUAACAGCGAGGAGAGUAAACAUACUGAAGCAAAAGUGAAGGUUGUUAGAAAUAUUACAGUUAAGUACAAAUGUUUCCCUAAAAUACAGUAAUAUUAAUACAAUAAAACAAUUAUAUAUGUAUAAUUAUUAUUAUUGUUAUUAUGUUACAUUACCUAACUGGGCGUAUGCAGCACUUUAGCCCAAGACGACAGUGUUGCUUGUUUUUACAGUGCAGACUUUCUUUGUACUUGUAUUACUUGCACCGUUCAUUAUUUUCAUCAGUAAAAUCUGAGUUAAUUAUUCUCUUCUUUCAUGUGAUUAAAAUAUUCCCCUGUU